This is a messenger RNA of Rodentolepis nana, 1908 nucleotides long. Lineage: Eukaryota; Metazoa; Platyhelminthes; Cestoda; Cyclophyllidea; Hymenolepididae. The record is from the annotation of a GenBank genome assembly.
AUGCUACGUAGGACAGGAGGAGAGCGUGGAAGUACCAAAAAGGUCUCCAUUGUCGAGAACCAAAUGGAUGUAGACUUGAGACGAAUCCAAGAAGAUAUUCUGACGCAGAUACGGAAUAGAUCCGCUUUUCCUCUACGUAGAGUGAAAAGGAACGAUCAAAGACAGGAUUCAACUCUUGAUGUAUAUCCGCGACAACGUCACACUUCAGGUCCAACAUCCAACAACCACCACUUCCUCACACGAACCAACUCCAUUUUUAAUGAAUCUUAUAGCCCAAGUGACUCAAAUUCAUUUCCUCUUCCUUCUCCACCAUUGCCCUCGCCGCCUCCUCCAGAUACCCUUCCCGUUGUAGAACCAGCGAAUCCCAUGUUGGGUUCCGAGGAAACCACUCAUUCUAACUCCAAUUUCAAGAGUUUUGUCCGUUUCCAUAAAAGUAUUAUUGAAAAGAAUAAUCAAGAAUCAGGGAUGCGUUCGCAGUCUACAUACAAGCUGUCAACCAGCCAUAGAAGCCAUACUCCAGCAAGAGGACUGACCUCUCGACCCCAAAGUUUGAUCAAAAUUCACUGUGAUAAUGAAGAGAACUCUGAUUCUCUGCAUAGACCUCCUUCUCCUCCCCUAAGGUAUAGUCCAAAUGAAGACAACUUCAAGCCAACCUUUGCAAGACCAAGUAGUAUGUUGGUUCAUAAAGGUGAACCUGGGCAAGAUUCUUCCCCUUCAGGCAGUGACGUAGAUGUCGCCAUUCGUAAAGCAGAAAAUCGCAAAAAACAGCUUGAGAUAAAACCGAGUACAGCUCAAAACACCCGAAGACUCUCAGGGACUACUGGGAAAUCAAUUAAUAUUCAGGACACUCAGUCUCCGCUUACAUAUUCUAAGUCAAAGUCCUCUCAGAAACAGCAGCCUGUUGUUAAGUAUUGUAUUUCAUCCAACGUAGAACUGGAAGAUUUCAAGGAGAGGGAGGAAGAAGAGAAGGGGAAGAAGGAGUUACUGCACAUACCUCUAAUUCGAGAUCCACCGAAGAUUUUUGUUACUCGGGGUGUGACGCCUUUUAGAAGAAUGUCACGACUUUCCCCAUCUUCUUCGUCUGCGUCCAGUUCUCCAGUGCUUGGUUGCAUAGAAGCUACGUCAUCGAUUGAUGAAGAAAAUCACACGUCACAUCGGGGAAAAUGGGUCUUUCCAACGCGCAGAAGCAUCUAUGCUGAGGAAAGUCAGCAGGUCCAAUACGAACUUCGAAGUAGUCUCUCUCGAAAGGAGGUGUCCGGUAAAUCGGAGGAAGAAAAGAAACCCCCACACCAUUACACUGGUCCAUGGAUGUUCAAAGGUCUAUCUCCACGUCUACUCCCACCUCUGGAGCGUUCACGUGAACGACGUUCUAUUUGCUCCACGUCCUCAAGAUCACUUUUCUGCCCCCUUACCGUCCAAUCUGAGAAUAGCCGCUCGACUACCAAAGUUGAUCGUAUGGUUUCUCCUAUUCCAUCGCCCCCUAUUCCUGCUCAAUCAACAACUUCAAUUUACGGAACUCUGAGCCGUUAUCCACGUUCGCGACACCAAAGUGGCGUGUUCUUGCCCAAACAAGGCGAUCUGGACAUUUCUAUCGGCAAUGGGAUACCAAAUAGCGGUUAUGCUACUUGGAGAGCUCCUCGUGGCCAUAUAAGCUUGACUGCCGAAUAUACUGGAGAAGCAGAUGAUAGAAGGACCUCGGCGAAUUUAGGCGCAAGCAGAAUCUCACUUUGGAAUCAAAAGGUAACAACUGUGGAACAUCCAGAACCGCAUCGAUUUGGAAGUCUUGGUAGAAAUAAAGAUCGUCUAAUACGAAAAUAUCUCCAACGUCAUUCGUCUAUUCAAGGGUCUAAAGUAUUCUUGCCUGAAACUAUUGGAUCAAGUGCCUAUUCGCACUGCAAUAAUCUCUGA